Molecule: messenger RNA, 6635 nt
Organism: Microtus ochrogaster (prairie vole)
Lineage: Eukaryota; Metazoa; Chordata; Mammalia; Rodentia; Cricetidae
Gene: Kntc1
Product: kinetochore associated 1
Exons: 63
Coding region: 105-6635 (2176 amino acids)
Biological process (GO): mitotic sister chromatid segregation; mitotic spindle assembly checkpoint signaling; protein localization to kinetochore involved in kinetochore assembly
Cellular component (GO): RZZ complex; cytoplasm; kinetochore microtubule
Molecular function (GO): small GTPase binding
Source: RefSeq, a predicted model, not a curated record
GUGUGAAAUAUUUGAGAGUGUGUUUUAGUGUCUUCAGCUGCAGGUGACAAGGAUCAGCCGCUCUGCUGUAGGAAGCGGGUGUCGCUUCAGACAAUCCCAGAAAUAUGUGGAACAAUGUUCAGCUGCUAACAAGCGAUGACACCGGGAGUGGACACGUCAAUUUUGGUUUAAGAAAAGAAAAUGUGACUGCAUUAUACCAAGUAGACUUGCUUGGGAAGAUCUCCUCGGAGAAGGCCUCACCUAGUCCAAAAAUACAAGCAUGCAGCUUAAGUGAUGGAUUUAUAAUUGUGGCAGACCAGACAGUGAUAUUGCUUGACAACAUAUGCAGAUCAGUUCAGUUGCAUCUUAUUUUUGAUACUGACGUGGAUGUGGUUGGCCUGUGUCAAGAAGGAAAGUUUCUUUUGGUCGGGGAGAGAAGUGGUCUUUUACAUCUUAUUUAUGUAACAUCAAAACAAACAUUAUUCACCAAAGCUUUUGUCGAGAAAGCCAAUGAUGAAUAUCAGCAUACUUACCAGAAUCUUAUUAUUGAGAAAGAUGGUUCAAGUGAAGGUACCUAUUACAUGUUGCUUCUAACGAACAAUGGACUUUUUUAUAUUACAAACCUCCAGCUUUCAGAAAUUGAACAGGCAAUUGAAAACACUGACUUGGAUUUGGCCAAGAAGUUGCAAGGACAAUUCAAGUGUAGUUUUAUUUCUACUGAAAAUUACCACAGUCUUGGUUGUCUUAAUCUUGUGGCUGGAGAGUUUGCAAAUGAGACUGCUGUGAUAAUUGGGGGAACUGGUAGCUGUGCAUUCUCAAAAUGGGAACCAGAUUCUACCAAGAAAGAAAUGUCCCUUAAGAACUUUGUGGACACAGAGAUUAUUAAAGGUGUAAAGUCCUUUCAGCUGAUCGACAACCUGCUUUUUGUGCUCGAUACUGCUAACGUGCUAAGCUUAUGGGAUGCUUACACUCUCACUCCUGUAUGGAACUGGCCCUCUCUUCCCAUAGAGCAGUUUCUUCUCACCACAGAAGCGGAUUCUCCCUCGUCAGUCACCUGGCAAGGGAUUGCAAACCUCAAAUUAGUCACUCUGACGACUACAACUAAGGAGAAGAUGAGAAACCUCAUAAUUUAUUCUUUGCCUACGAUGGAAAUACUGUACUCUUUGGAAGUAUCUAGUGUUUCUUCUUUAGUUCAAACAGGAAUUAGCACGGAUACUAUUUAUCUUCUGGAAGGAAUUCACAAGAACGACUUUAACCUGUCUGAAGACUCCGUCUCUGAUUUAGUACUUAGGUACCUUACAGAGGUAUUACCAGAAAACAGACUGAGCCGAUUACUUCACAAGCACCAAUUUGCUGAAGCUGAGAGCUUUGCCAUCCAGUUUGGACUGGAUGUUGAGCUUGUUUAUAAGGUCAAAUCAAAUGAUAUAUUGGAGAAACUGGCUUUGAUUUCUUCGGACACCAGUGAGCAGACCAAAUGGCAGCAGCUUGUAGAAGAAGCUAAAGAAAAUCUCUGCAAAAUCCAGGAUGAUGACUUCGUGGUGAAUUUCUGCCUCAAGGCUCAGUGGAUCACCUAUGAGACCACCCAGGAAAUGCUCAGUUAUGCCAAAGCCAGGCUCCUAAAGAAAGAAGACAAAACCCUGCCUACCUAUUCUGACGGCCUCAUGGAGGUGCUAAAGGCUCAUUCAAAAUUGACAACAUUUUAUGGAGCAUUUGGACCAGAGAAAUUCAGUGGUAGCUCUUGGAUUGAAUUUCUGAAUAAUGAAGAUGUUCUCAGAGAUAUUUUUAUGCAGCUAAGGGAAGGAAACCUUGUUUGUGCUCAGUAUCUUUGGCUUAGAUAUCGGGCUGAUUUUGAAAGCAAGUUUGACGUGAAAAUGCUGGAGAACUUGCUGAACUCUAUUUCUACACAAGUCUCCUUGGAAGAACUUUGUUCAUGGUUUAAAGAUGAUGUGAUCCCAUUUGUGAGAAGGAUUGUGCCUGAAGGACAAAACAUUCUUGCAAAAUGGUUGGAACAAGCAUCCAGGAACUUAGAGUUGAUUGACAAGGCAAACUGGCCUGAAAAUGGACUUCAGUUAGCAGAAGUGUUCUUCACAGCUGAAAAAACAGAGAAAGUUGGAUUUGCAUCUUCUUGGCUCUGGAUUUCCUUGAAAGAAUAUCAAAACACAGAGGAAGUCCGACAGUUACAGAUACUAGUAAACAAGUUGCAGGAACUGAUCACCCUGCAUAAGAAAUACAACUGCAAACUGGCCCUCUCUGAGUUUGAGAAGGAAAAUACGACCACCAUAGUGUUCCGAAUGUUUGACAGGGUCUCGGCGCCAGAGCUGAUCCCCUCUGUCCUUGAGAAGUCUGUGAGAGUUUACAUGCGGGAACACAGUUUGCAAGAGGAAGAGCUUCUUUUGCUUUAUAUAGAGGAUUUACUAAAGAGGUGUAGCUCAAAGUCAGCGACACUCUUUGACACAGCAUGGGAAGCGAAGGCCAUGGCAGUGAUAGGAUGCUUGACUGACACAGACCUCAUCUUUGACGCUGUGCUGAAGAUUAUGUACAAGGCGGUGGUUCCCUGGAGUGCAGCCGUGGAGCAGCUGGUGAAACAGCACCUGGAAAUGAACCACCCCAAGGUCAAAUUAUUGCAGGAAAGUUACAAACUAAUGGAGAUGAAGAAACUUUUGCGAGGUUAUGGAAUACGAGAGGUGAAUCUCUUGAACAAGGAAAUAAUGAGGGUGGUCCGAUACAUUCUCAAGCAAGAUAUCCCAUCUUCUUUGGAAGAUGCUCUGAAAGUGGCCCAGGGAUACAGGCUGUCUGAUGAUGAAAUCUACAGCCUAAGAAUUAUUGAUCUGAUUGACAGAGAACAGGCGGAUGACUGCCUCCUGCUACUGAGGUCGCUGCCUCCUGUUGAAGCUGAAAAAACUGCAGAAAGAGUCAUCAUUUGGGCUCAACUGGCAUUGCAAGAAGAGCCAGACAGUUCUGAAGAGGACAAGGCCUGGAGAAUGUCUGUGACGAAGACAUCGGUGGAUAUUCUCAAAAUCCUGUGUGAUAUCCAGAAAGACAAUCUACAGAAGAAGGAUGAAUCUGAAGAGUUCUUGAAACAAUUUAAAGUGAUUGCAAGCUUACAGGAGAACUUUGAGGUCUUCCUUCCAUUUGAAGAUUACAGCAACAGCACCCUGGUAGCUAGUCUUCGAGAACAGUAUAUUAAGGCACAUGAAGAUGCACAGGCUGAGCCUAAACUCAGGGGACCCCCUGGGCCCACCCCGGCCAGGGGGGAGGAUCUGAGCAUUAGGUCAAAGCUGCACAGACAGGCACUGGCCCUGCAGGUGUCUGCACAAGAGCUGGAGGAAGAACUGGCCUUGAGAGCCUUAAAGGAUGGGAAGGUGGGAGCAGCACUGAGCAAAUGCAGAGACUUACUUAAGUAUUACUGCAAUGCUGACACGGGGAGAUUGCUGUUUCUGGUGUGUCAGAAGCUUUGUCAUAUGUUGGCUAAUGAUGUCCCAAUGACAGCGCCAGUAGGACUAAAUCUUCCUUCUGAGAUACAUGAUCUCGCGUGCCAUGCUGCUACCCUCUGCAGUACAGAUAUUUUGCUGGAUGCUUUAGAACUAAGUAAAUACACUUUAACCGCUGUGGAGCUCUCCAGACAAUGCCAGAUGGAUGACCGUGGAAUUCUGACGAAAGCCACUUUUGGGACACACAAGGAUCCAUAUGAAGAGUGGUCCUACAGUGACUUCUUCAGUGAAGAUGGAAUUGUUCUUGAGUCGCAGGUGGUGCUGCCACUCAUCUAUGAGCUGAUUUCCUCAGUGGUACCCAUUGAAGAAAGCAAAAGACAUCCUUUGGAUUCUACAAGUUUGCCAUACUGUUCUACUAGCAAAGACUUUGGGAAUGAUCUUUACAGCUGUUUCCUCUUUGAGGAAGUGUUUAGCUGUCGCCUGGUGGAUCUGGACUUGGCCUUGGCUUACUGCACUCUCUUACCUCAAAAGGAUGUGUUUGAGAACCUCUGGAAGCUCAUAGAUAAAGCGUGGCAGAACUACGACAAAAUUCUGGCAUUAUCUUUAGUGGGCUUUCAGCUGGCAAAUCUCUAUAAGGAUAUUGAGACAGGACGUCGGUUCCGUGAAAUCAGUAUUGAUGCUCAGUGGGGUAUUCGUCUUGGUAAACUUGGUAUUUCUUUUCAGUGUGCUUUCAGACAAAAUUUCCUCACCAAGAAAGACCUCCUCAAAGCUCUUGUUAAUAACACAGACAUGGACAUAAGCCUCAUUCUGGAAUAUUGCAGCACCUUUCAGCUGGACUCGGAUGCAGCCCUUCAGCUGUUCAUUGAAACCCUGCUCCACAACACUAACAACCAGAACCAGGGUGGUGCCAGCCCGGAGGCCACAAAGCAGCAGCAUUCCAGACUCCUGGCAAAAGCCACUGAAAUGAUUCCCUUACUGGCAAGCACAAAGGAUUUGGUGAUCAGUCUUAGUGAGAUCCUUUACAAGCUGGACCCAUAUAAUUAUGAAAUGAUUGAAGUUGUACUGAAAGUUAUAGAGCAAGCCAAUGAAAAGAUAACCAGUGUGAACGUUAAUCAGGCUCUGAAUCUUCUGAGACACUUGAAGUCAUACAAAAGAAUCUCCCCCCCAGUGGACCUCGAGUACCAGUACAUGCUGGAGCACGUGAUAACUCUACCGCCGGCUGCCCAGGCUAGACUGCCUUUUCACCUAAUAUUAUUUGGCACAGCGCAGAACUUCUGGAAAAUUCUCUCCUCAGAGCUCAGUGAAGAGUCACUUCCAACUCUGCUCUUGAUUUCUAAGCUAAUGAAGUUCUCCCUAGAUACUCUCUACAUGUCUACCGCCAAACACGUUUUUGAAAAAAAACUGAAACCAAAGCUCCUAAAGUUGGCACAAGCCAAAUCAUCAGCCCUGAUGAACAAAGAAGUGGACAGGCUCACGCAGACCAUCGAGUCGUACCUCCUGUCCAUAGUCAACCCGGAGUGGGCUGUUGCCAUCGCCAUCAGUCUCACCCAGGAAGUCCCAGAAGGCCCCUUCAAGAUGACUAGUUUGAAAUUCUGUCUGUAUUUGGCUGAAAGAUGGCUACAAAACAUCCCAUCUCAGGAUGAGACAUGUGAGAAGGCCCAAGCCUUUCAGAAGAAGCUUUAUCUCCAGUUCCGGCGCUCGGGAACUGAAGCCGUGCUAAUAGCCCACAAGUUGAAUGUUCCAGAAUAUCUGAGGGUGGUAGGAAAGCCAGCACACCUCAUCGUGAGCCUCUAUGAACAUCCCAGCAUCAGUGAAAGACUUCGCACUUCAUCUGGCAAAGAUUAUCCUGAUAUUCAUGCAGCAGCUAAAGAAAUAGCCGAAGUCAAUGAAAUUAAUUUGGAGAAAAUUUGGGACAUGUUGUUGGAGAAAUGGUUGUGUCCCUCAACAAUGCCUGGAGAGAAAGCAUCAGAGUUCUUUGGCCUGGAAGAAGAUGAAGCGCUGCACAGAGUCGUCUAUCUCCUGCAGUCUCGUCCGAUUGAUUAUAGUUCAAGAAUGCUCUUUGUAUUUGCCACCUCAGCUACAAGUACACUGGGCAUGCGCCAGUUAACCUUUGCCCACAAGACACGAGCUCUUCAGUGUCUCCUCUAUUUGGCUGACAAGGAAAUGAUAGAAUCUCUCUUCAAAAAGCCCAUUGAAGAAAUGAAAUCCUAUCUGAAAUGUAUAACUUUCCUGGCAUCAUUUGAGACGUUGAAUAUUCCCAUCACAUAUGAACUAUUUUGCAACAGUCCCAAAGAAGGAAUGAUUAAGGGCUUGUGGAAGAACCACAGCCACGAACCUAUGGCAGUACGAUUAGUAGCAGAGCUUUGUUUAGAAUACAAAAUCUAUGACCUACAACUUUGGAAUGGACUCUUGCAGAAGCUUCUUGGCUUCAACAUGAUUCCUUACCUGAGAAAAGUUUUAUCUUCCAUUUCUAGUGUCCAUUCAUUAUGGCAGGUCCCCUACUUCAGCAAGGCCUGGCAGCGUGUGAUCCAGAUCCCUCUGCUCUCAGCCUCCUGCCCUUUGAGACCCAGUCAGUUAUCAGAUUGCUAUGAGAGUCUCAUCGCCAUCCUAGAAUGCCCAGUUUCGGAUGACCUGGACAUGAUGGGAGUCGCCAAGCAGUAUGUCCAGCUAGAGCUUCCCGCUUUUGCACUGACUUGUCUGAUGCUCAUGCCCCACUCUGAGAAAAGACAUCAGCAGAUUAAGAAUUUCCUGGAAUCGUGUGAUGCUCAGAUCAUUUUACAGCAGUUAGAAGAACAUAUGAACACGGGCCAACUAGCAGGAUUUUCAAAUCAAAUUAGAAGUCUGAUUCUGAAUCAUGUCAUAAAUAAGAAGGAAUUUGGAAUUUUGGCAAAGACAAAAUAUUUUCAAUUGUUGAAAUGGCAUAUGAUAAACACCAACAAUAUCACCGAAUUGGUAAACUAUUUGGCAAAUGAUUCGAGUUUAGAUGAAGCAUCAGCUUUGAUAACUGAGUAUUCAAAGCACUGUGGAAAGCCUGUGCCACCAAACGCAGCUCCGUAUGAAAUCCUGAAGCUAGCUGUGUUCGUGUCUGUCAUUGUCUUCUGGCUAGACACUGUCAUGACAAAUACUAAAGAGAAACAGUUUAAAGUAGCCAAGAUUCUAAGAUUGCAGUCCACGGCCAUGGCUCAUUUUCAUACUGUGGCCAGACAAAGGAUGACAUCAAGAUAG